CGCGGCAGCGGCGGUGGACACCACAGCGGCGGAGUCCUGCGCCGGCUGGGUCGUGCACCUUAAGGCAGACGUCUCCAGUUCUUAUUUGACGAGAUGCAGCAGCCAGAUGGCAUGAGUUUCGUGCGUCUUCGAACACUUAACGUCAAAUCACAUGGGCUCUGAAUUCAGCCAAAUUUCGAAUGUUAUGGACGAGCAGAAGAGAAUCUUGAAGCAGAAAGAAAGCGAAUGCAGAAACUUAUCAACUGCAUCUCCAUCAAAUGAUUCAGGAACUUGCAAACCAACAUGGGACCAAAUUUUGUGCUGGCCAGAGACAGAGCCUGGGGAAAAUCAAAUUCUGCCAUGCCCAGGAUAUUUCUUCGGGUUUGAUCCUAAGCAAAAUGCAACAAGAUUCUGUCACGACAAUGGUACCUGGAUGCAAUGGAGUAACUAUUCUGAAUGCUACGAUUCUUUAUAUGCAACUGUGACUGAGCCUUUUACCGGAGCUCUUAAUGAUUCUACUCUAGCGGCAUACCUGCCAGUUGUAACUGAUAUUUCGAGAGCUGGGUAUAGCAUUUCUCUUCUGUCACUACUUCUUGCUUUCUCCAUUUUGGCUUCUGUGAGAACAUUACGAUGUCCACGAAAUAUAUUGCACAUGCACCUAUUUGCUUCAUUUAUUAUGAGAGCAUUUGUAAUACUGUUAAAAGAUGUGCUUUUCGUCCUUGGAGUUGGUCUUCCAAGUAACCUCGUAGAACGAAGUGGCAGAUAUUACUUUAGAGUACCUGCAGAGGGAACCAUCUGGGACUGUAAACUAGUUUCAAGCAUAUGGCAGUAUUUCAUGCUGGCGAAUUACAGUUGGAUAUUGAUGGAAGCGCUAUAUUUACACAACCUUAUUUUCAGCGCACUCUUUUCAGAUAGGAGCAGCAUUAAGGUUUACAUCAUUCUAGGCUGGGGUUUGCCACUCCUCUGUGUCAUCCCCUGGAUUGUAUGCAGGAUUUACAUAGAAGAUGAUCUAUGUUGGACUGUAAACAGAAAUAAAAUUGUGUUUGGGAUAAUAUUUGUUCCUAUAGCAGUCUCGAAUAUCAUAUGUUUCAUAUUAUUUGUAAUCCUUGUGUGGGUUAUAUUAAGGAAACUACGAUCAUCCGUGUGUGAGGAGACAAAAAUCUACAGACGUCUGGCGAAAUCUACACUCGUACUUAUACCGUUAUUUGGAGUGCACUACGUAGUAUUCCUGGGCUUUCACUUAUAUUCAGAACCUGAAAGUACAACAGAAAUGGUUGCACUUUUUAUAAACCAGUUGUUUACCUCAUUCCAGGGUUUCUUCGUAGCACUGCUCUACUGCUUCCUGAACGCGGAGGUGGGGACGGAGCUGAGCAAGUCGUGCUCGUGGUGGUCGAGGCGGCGCGGCAGGGCCGGCGGCGGCAGAGGCGGCGGCGUGUCGGCGGCGCACCAC
Molecule: messenger RNA, 1429 nt
Organism: Schistocerca americana (American grasshopper)
Lineage: Eukaryota; Metazoa; Arthropoda; Insecta; Orthoptera; Acrididae
Product: parathyroid hormone/parathyroid hormone-related peptide receptor-like
Exons: 14
Biological process (GO): cell surface receptor signaling pathway; adenylate cyclase-modulating G protein-coupled receptor signaling pathway
Cellular component (GO): plasma membrane
Molecular function (GO): G protein-coupled peptide receptor activity; peptide hormone binding
Source: RefSeq, a predicted model, not a curated record